Messenger RNA from Rhincodon typus (whale shark), 3024 nucleotides. RefSeq names its product EGF-like-domain, multiple 6 (gene egfl6). The record is from RefSeq and is a predicted model, not a curated record. The coding region runs from base 115 to 1809 and encodes 564 amino acids. Gene Ontology annotation, cellular component: membrane. Gene Ontology annotation, molecular function: calcium ion binding. The transcript has 13 exons. NCBI's taxonomy places the organism in Eukaryota, Metazoa, Chordata, Chondrichthyes, Orectolobiformes, Rhincodontidae.
GAAAGUGUGUAUGUGUGUGUGUGAGAGAGAGAGAAAGAAGCUGAAGAAUUUCCAGCUGGAAGCAUUUGGACUGUGCUUACCCAGUGGAGUAUUUUAUAAAGACCUUAAAGAAAGAUGCUGCAGAGUGCAUGGAUAAGUCUGUUAGCUUUUGCAGAACUUGCUGUCAGUGGGAAAACAGAAAGCAACAGUUUUCGAGAGCAUAGGCGUGCUGCAAUUCAACCUGGACUUUGUCGCUAUGGAUCCCGGCUUGAAUGCUGCUAUGGAUGGAAAAGGAAUUACAAGGGGCAGUGCGAAGCUAUCUGUGAACAUGGAUGUAAACAUGGAGAGUGUAUUGGGGCAAAUAAAUGUAAAUGUUACCCAGGAUUCACUGGCAAAACAUGCAACCAAGAUUUUAACGAAUGUGGGCUGAAGCCAAGACCUUGUGAACACAGAUGUAUGAAUACACAUGGCAGCUACAAGUGUUACUGUCUGAAUGGUUACAUGCUGACUCCAGACGGCUCAUGUGCUAAUUCCAGGACAUGUGCAAUGGCAAACUGUCAAUACAGCUGUGAGGAUGUGAAAGGAGAGAUCCGCUGUUUCUGCCCAUCCUCUGGAUUACAACUGGGACCAGAUGGAAAAACCUGCAUAGAUAUUGAUGAAUGUGCAACUAGCAAACCUCAAUGCCCUCCUCUGCGGAGGUGUGUGAAUACAUUUGGAAGUUACUUCUGCAAAUGCCAGACUGGCUAUGAGCUCAAAUACAUCGACGGUAAAUACAGAUGUGUAGACAUUGACGAAUGUGCUACCAAUACACACUCAUGCAGCGACCAUGCAGAAUGCCGCAACAUUCAGGGAUCUUUUAAAUGUAAAUGUAAGCAGGGAUUCAGAGGCAGUGGUUUUCAAUGCUCUGUUAAACCUUUCCUCGAAGGAACCUUUGAGACAGAACAAGGCAGUGCCGAUGAUGAAAUCCUCAAUGUUGUACCUGAAAUCCCUUACGAAGAGGGGCCUGUGAUUUUGGGAGGAGGCAGAAAAGAGAUAAAGAAAAUCCUGGCAAACAGAAAUAAUGGGAGAAAGAGUGAAGUGAUAAAGAACAUUAUUCCUCAACCUGUAGCCACGCCCCAUCCCCAGGACCGUCUCCAGCCAUUUGACUAUGAGGAUAGUAUUUACUUUGGGAACCACGAUGAGAAAGAACUUGAUCUCGGUUAUGAGAGCACAGCAGAUGAGAUUGAGAACUACAUUGACUCUGAGGAGCUGAAUCCCAGGGGAGAUGUAUUUGUUCCCAGGCGGAAUGAAGCCGCAGUGUUUAGACCUCUUCUGGGCAAGGAAGAAAUCACUGUACAGGAACCACUUAUUGAUGACUUUUCUGUGGACUGCAGUUUUAAUCAAGGAGUUUGUGAGUGGGUGCAGGACACAGAGGAUAACUUUGACUGGGAAGUCGCUGAUCGGCCUAAUGGCAAUGGACACUAUAUGGCAGUCCCAGCCAUAGUCGGUCUUAAGAAUCAGGUUGGUCACUUGAAGCUACUCAUUAGUGAUUUGACUCCAAAAAAGGAUACCUGUUUGACAUUUAAGUAUCGGCUUGUCGGAGAAAGGGUCGGAAAACUGCGGAUAUUUUCGAGUAUCAAAGAUUCUGCAAUCUGGGAGAAGACUAGAGAUAAAGACGAAGGGUGGAAGGUUGGACACAUCACAGUAGCAGCUAAAAACAGUUCUGAAACCCAGAGAAAUAUCAUUUUUGAAGCAGAGCGAGGAAAAGGCAGAUUUGGAGAGAUUGGAUUGGACAAUGUUAUCCUGAACUCUGGACCCUGCCAAGGAGAGAUCUCAGAGAAUGGUAACUGAUAGAGAUAUAUGAAAUUUUGAACUCCUGAAUUCUUCAGUCUACAAACAUGUGUGAACACUAAAACUUACUUCAGACCAAAAUGCUCUCCAGCAUAAAAGUUGUGACAGAUUUCCCACGGCGAAGAAGUAAUUUUAUUCUGUUGCCUACAGAGUUUUUUCAUUGCAGGAUUUUUACACAUUUGGUUUUUAUAUUAACUGCUAUAAGUACCUUCUCUGUAUAAUUUUAACACUGUUGUAUCAGUUCAGCAAAAAUGCUGUGUACGUCAGUUAUACACUUUCCCAAUGAUCUCUAAAAGUAACUACUCAAUUUCCAGUUCUUUUACUUGACCUAUUGAAUAUCCAGUUCAUCAAAUGAAUUUUUACUGUCAGGGGUCAUUGACAACAGUAUUUUGUCCAAUCCCAUAUUAUAUGCUAACCAAGUAGGGUGAUUAAGCACAAGGUUUUUGUAAAUGUAAAUGUAUUAAUAAAGUACUCUAUGAUAUUUGGAAAAAAGAACAAUGUAAUUUGUAAACAUGGCACAGUCUUUACCUUUAGGAUUUGAAGCAAUUUCCUGUAGAUUUUAAGGAAUGAUAUUUCCUGGAUUCUUCCCUAUAAUGCCUGGGAAAAAUUACUUUAAUGGAUUCCACAGAGAGGAAAGCAGGGUAGAGUGUUCAGGUUAGGGUUUGACAAAGUUGUCAUUGUCCAGAUCUGCAGCCCCUCCUCGCUUUGAACAUCCCCCAGGAUUAGGACGUUCCACAAAUGGGAGGAGCUUGGUCAUUAUUGCAGUAGGUGCAGUUCAGUGUAUCUAUUUACUUUGGGAAAUCCAAGUCUUCUAGCCCCAAACCUCCUCCUGUCAUGACUAAAGGAUGCCCAUUUCUUGUAAUACCCCAAGAAGGUAGAGAUGCCCUUUGUGCAUGAGAACCCUCAGAUCAGAGAGUCUGAGAUCGUUUUGGCAGGAGGGUGAAAGUGGCCCGAAAAUUCUAAUUCAGCUUUUAUUUCAGGUACCCACAAACCUUUGGGACUCAUGGCUUUCCUCCUAAUGCUCUCCACUGUCAAGCAGUAGGGUCCUCAAGAUUGGUACAAGUGGGAACUGUUAGUUGGAAAAAAAAAUCUGGGCUAAUGUUUCGCAUGGUGGUAAAAUACAAGUUCUUUAACAAAAAAAGUGUGAAUCCACCACUUUAAAACGACUGCUAAAUAAUUAUCUGUGCCUUGAUCUAUAACUUCAGUGUUCUGUAC